UUCAAACACACUCCAAAAUCUCCCCCAAAUCCAAUCCCAUCUCCUCAGAAAAAUAAUAAUUGUAAUAGAAAACAACGGAGAGCGCGUAAUUCAGACACCCAGUUCUUCAAAGAAGAAGAAAAGGAGUGAAAACGAUAAUCACGUGCUUUAAAAUGUCAGCCUCAUCGCCAUCGGCGACGACGACGGCCACACCUCAUCCUCCUACGCCGUUUCAGCGCAUGGAUAUGCUGCCUAAGACACAACGCGGGCUUAAUAAGCCUAAAUGUAUUCAAUGCGGCAAUGUUGCCCGUUCCAGGUGCCCAUAUCGUUCCUGCAAGAGUUGUUGCUCAAAAGCACAAAAUCCAUGUCAUAUUCAUGUUUUAAAGUCAACUUCAGCCUUUCCAGAGAAGUCUCCGACUUCAAGCACUCCUUUGUCGGAGCAGAAGUCAACACAGUUGUCUUCGCAAGUGACACCCUUAAGGGCUCCCUCAUUUCGGCAACUUUCCAAUGCUUUUGCACAAUUUGACAAUCUGCAGGUCCGAAUGAAGAAACACCUGACACGAAAGGAUGCUAUAGCCUUAAACGAAUGGAGGUUUUCCAAGUUGAAGGAAUUCAAGGAUGGAAAUAUUGAAAUUGAAAACGAUGCUUUUGACCGGUACAUGCAGAAUAUUAGUUUACUUGAGGAAGUCUUUUCUAUAAAAUCUAUGGAUGAAGGAUCCGAUGAGGAUGGAGGGUCUAGGCCUAGCCCCACUUCAAAGGAAUAUGAGACUUCAGUGAUGGGUUCAGGUCUGAAGCUGACCCUAAAAUCCGACCCGGUGAGAACCGAUAAUGCCAGAAAGAGGAUAAAACAAAUUGUUGAUCAGGAAUAGAAAAGCUUCUGAGAACUGAAGCAAAUGAUGGUGCUAAUGAUCCAGACGACCAAAAUAACUGGACAGUAAGUUGAACAAGAUUAAAAGCUUGUGGGCUGUGAGAGCUUCAGUUGUAAGUGAUAUUGUCGACAAGUUGAACAAAGCUCGAAAUGAAGAGGAUCUAAAAUCGUGCAUGGAGAUGAAAGCACAGCUUUAUAAUCAAAGCUCGAUGUCUUCUGAGACGGAAACGAAAGAUACCAAAGCAUUUAACGAAGAGUGUAUAGAGACUCCCAGACAAGUAGCACAUCAUCUGCUCACUCGAAUCGAAAUUGAUCAAGAAACUUUCAACAAAAUCGAUGCACAUUUUAGUACCGUAGAGCAAAUUGAAGAUUUAUAACUGCUAACACAACAAUUUGUUCCAGAGACGGAUGAGUCUUAGGUUGCAACUUGUUGAGCUAUGAUUAAUGGUGGUGGUUUGAACCUCACUUCCUCUUUCUUUGUUUUAGUAACAUUGCUUAAAUUUUUUUGUUGUUAUUUAAUCUCCUUUUGGUGCUUAGUUGCUAUGUGUUGGA
Messenger RNA from Hibiscus syriacus, 1399 nucleotides. RefSeq lists its product as uncharacterized. The transcript has 5 exons. Bases 153 to 848 code for a protein of 231 amino acids. The record is from RefSeq and is a predicted model, not a curated record. Lineage: Eukaryota; Viridiplantae; Streptophyta; Magnoliopsida; Malvales; Malvaceae.